ACGCGCUUCACUGAGGGGGGGGAGAGAGAGAGGAGAGUGGGAGGUCCCUGUGGUGUGACGUUGCGAUUGGCCCAGUGUCUUUCCUCAGCAGGGACUCGACGCCUCUCUCUCCCUCUGUGAUCAGUGGGUGAGAGGGGGGAGACGAGCAACAUACAACGGAGAACCCGGCGUGCGCCUCCGUCAUCAUCUUGUUGGCUCAUCCUUUCAUCUCACCACCGGUCCUGGAUCCCCAAACCUCGGUCCUGGAGACGCCUGAGUCUGCAGCAGCGCACGAUCUGCUUUAUUUCCAGCCUAUAUCUGAAUGACGGGCGGAAGGUUUGACUUCGACGACGGUGGCACUUACUGCGGGGGGUGGGAGGAUGGCAAAGCCCACGGACACGGCAUCUGCACCGGACCCAAGGGCCAGGGCGAGUACGCCGGGUCCUGGUCGCACGGCUUUGAGAUAGUAGGGGUGUACACCUGGCCCAGCGGGAAUACUUAUAAGGGCUACUGGUCCCAGGGGAAGCGGCAUGGGCUCGGCGUGGAGAAUAAAGGAAAGUGGAUGUACCGCGGAGAGUGGAGUCACGGUUUUAAGGGUCGGUACGGUGUCCGGCAAAGCCACAACACACCUGCUAGAUACGACGGUACCUGGAGCAACGGGCUGCAGGAUGGAUAUGGGAUCGAAACCUAUGGCGAUGGCGGUACCUAUCAAGGCCAGUGGAUGGGUGGGAUGCGGCAUGGCUAUGGUGUGCGUCAGAGUGUUCCCUAUGGCAUGGCCACCGUUAUCCGCUCACCUCUUCGCACAUCUCUGGCCUCCCUACGCUCCGAGCAGAGUAACGGCACAGUGCUCCAGGACCUCUCCUCCCCUGCAGACACGCCGACAGGCAGCCGUGGCGGCUUCGUCCUUAACUUCCACUCAGACAGCGAGGUCGUCACUGGCAAGAAGAAGGGCCUGUUCCGCCGGGGGUCACUCUUUGGAAGCCUCCGGCAGUUGCGUAAGUCUGACUCUCGGACCUCAAUCUCCAGCAAGCGCAGCUCUGCACGAAGCGAUGCCACCAUGAGCCGCAUCAGCUCCAGUGAUGCCAACUCUACCAUAUCCAUCGGUGACGGCGAGCUGCAAGAUGAGGACCUUCCUCUAGAGGACCAUGUGGAUGCCACCACGACUGAGACCUACAUGGGCGAAUGGAAGAACGACAAGCGCAAUGGAUUUGGUGUUUCAGAGAGAUCCAACGGGAUGAAGUAUGAGGGAGAAUGGCUUAACAACAAGCGCCAUGGUUACGGGUGCACGGUUUUCCCAGAUGGCACCAAAGAAGAAGGGAAGUACAAAAAUAACGUGCUGGUGCGUGGAAUAAGGAAGCAGUUGAUUCCUCUUAAGAACCCCAAAACCAAAGAGAAGGUGGAUCGGGCUGUGGAGGGGGCACAGAGGGCUGCAGCCAUUGCCAGGAGUAAAGUGGAAAUAGCAGCAUCCAGAACGGCCCAUGCCAGGACAAAAAGUGAGGCUGCAGAGCAGGCCGCCAUCUCCGCUGUGCACGACUCUGAAAUUGCCAGGGCGGUUGCUAGGGAGCUCUCCCCUAACUUCUACCAACCAGGACCUGACUACAUAAAACAACAGUCAAAGGAACCCGUGGAGAUUAAAGAGGUCCCUGUAGAAAAAAAGGAAAGGUCCCCAAGAGAUUCUCCCCACUUUUACCGCAAAGGUACCACUCCCCCCCACUCCCCUGUGACCAGCCCUGUAGCCACGCCUCCCCCCUCGCCUCACUCUAGCAAGAAGAAAGGUCAGCUCGCCAACAGCACCAGCCGCAAAACCAGCAAAGAGGAAAAACCUUCCCGCAAGAUAAGCAAAGAAGAGAAGUCAAGUCAUAAGACCAGCAAGGAUGAGCGGUCUAACAGAAAGCUGAGUAAAGAGGAGAAGCCAUCUGUCACUGAUGGCCCUAAAAGUUCUCACGUGCAUAUCGAGGCUCCAGCUAAACCAGCUAAAGUUCAGCAGUCUACCCCAUCCGCUGCUCCUCCACAGCCUCCAGCAAUUCCAGUCAAUGGAGAGGUCCACAGUGAGUACCACAGUUACUACGUCAAAACCCCUACAAGGAUCCCUCCACCCCCGGAACCAGAGGAGGAUCCAGAAGAAGAGCCUAGUGCCCUAGCCCUGGCACGUAUGCCCCCACAACCUCCUAGAUCGUAUAGUACCCCCACUCCUAAGCCAGCCUCCAUACGGGAGAGCAAGAGUGACCAGAAACUCAGGAAGCAGGAUUCCCUAAAGCCAAAGAGCCUCGCAGACACAAAGAAAGCCAGUAUGGAGAUUGCAGAAAGCAUGGAAGAAACAGGUCCUAACUCGAUCCUUGUUGCUAUGGUAAUGCUGUUGAACAUUGGCCUUGCAAUUAUAUUUGUCCAUUUUCUGACAUGAUGAUGCAGUUUCUCAGUGAAACCAUGGCAACCGGUACAGCUGCAUCGCCGGCCUUGAAAAAUGAAAAUGGCGCCAGUGAGACACGGGGGUGGCCGUAGGUGUUUAGGAAUCAACGUGACACCGAAGAGAAUCAAGAGGAAGGCAUCACUACCACCAACCUGUCAUGGGCCUUCCUUAGGGCCAGCCCCGUGAAUUAGCACUCCUUUGGCUUUUCUAAAAGCCGAGGUGAAAUGUCGUGUCUUGCGAGAUUUAAUAAAAAAAUGUUUUAAAAAGUUUGAAAAAAUGCAACCAAACAUACACAGUCUGAAAAAAAGAAGUAAUUGAAACCCACACGUGUGCUGAUCCAAGCACUGGUCUCUGUAGCCCACUCCCACUGCCUUGGCAGAGAUGGCGGUGGGCUGACGGACUUUGCUGGAAGAGUGUGGAGAUGCACUUUUAGAUGAUGGGAGCAAACAGCUGCCUUUCUAUUUUGCCAUCUGACGUUUUGAUGGGGAGAUGUGAGCCCAGCGGCCGGGGAGGGGGCGACAGUCGCAGCGGGAGCGUGCUCUGGUGUACGGAGUGUUUUCUGGGAUUCACACCACUCUUGCAACAGGAAACUAGGCACGGCCGUUGCCAGCAGUCAGUGCUAGCACGGUCACUAUCCAGUCUUACUCUGUUUACCCAAUCAUCACAGCAGCUUUCUCAAGCUCCGUCCAUUGUAACCCAGGAUACACUGCUUUGAAACACUCCCCGUGCAUGGAACAGUUUUAACAUUUUGUUUUUUGUUUGUUUUCUGUUUUAUUGUAGCUUUUUUUGUUCAUUGUUGUUCUCUGAAUGUUGGUUACCUGCAGUUCACAUGCUUGUAGUUGAAAAGGAAAUUUCUUCUCUUCUCAAAAGGAGUAAAUCAAUUUGUUUUCCCUUUUUUUUUUUUUUUUUUUUUUGAAAUUUGACUCAUUUUUAACAGCUGAGUUGUAAUUUGACAUUACACAUUCAUGUUACUGAAAGUGCAAUAUGUUUGUUUUGUUUUUUCAAAAGAAAGCUUACAGGAUAUUUUUGCCAAAAAAUAAAAAAAAUAAAAAAUGGGGGGUUGUAUUAUUAUAAAAAUCCUAUGUUCCAUUUUUUUUGUCAGACUCAUAAUUUGAACAGACUGGUUUCGAGAGAUAUCGAUUAAAGGUCCAGUGUGUAACAUUGAGGAGGAUCUAUUGGCAGAAUAAAAUAAGAAGAGACAGAAGAGACAAACCAAACACUUGCUUUAGAUAGAGCCUUUUGAGUUAUUUGUGAGCUUUGUGUCCACUGAAGGUUCACCUACAUACUUGGAUACGGGAGCAUGAAGUGAGCGGUAUUCAGUAGGUUGCAAUCUGCAGCCUCACUGCUAGAUGCUACUAAAUCCUACACACUGGAUCUUUAAUAGCCGACAUUGUUGACAUGUUAGUAAGAAGAAGUUUCACACUUUAAAAGCUACCUAGCUCUGUGAGAGUGAAGUAACAAAUGUCUUAUGUUAUUUAUUAAAUCCGAAGGAAAAUUAUUUCAUUGUACACGCCUAGACCAUUUCGCUUGUAUUCCUUCAUUCUAAUUUUUUGCUUUCAUUGUGUCAGUGUAAAAUGCAAAGACGCUGUUCACACAGCUGCUUCGGUAGGCCCAGCAGUGCUUGCGUGUUUUUUGAGACUGGAUCAAGACAGUCUUGUGGACGGUGGAAGUUGAAUUUAUUCAGGUUGAGGCCAUGGGGAAUGUGGCACCAGGGAGAAGGAGCGAUGCCUUUUAAAUGUCUUUAACAGUACUACUGUUUACCUCAGAAAAAGAUGAGGAGGAAGGGGGGGCGGGGGGGAAGAGAUGCCAUCCUUGUCUUAACUUUAUCGUGUGGGGGAUACUUUGACUGUUGUCAUCACCUGAAUCAUGCUUUUUACUUGCCUCAUCGUAGCUGUUUGUAGUCUUUGUUGCAGGUAUGGCAUGUGUUUCUUUGAUUUAAAAAUAUAAAAAAAAGUGAUUAUUUAUAUGGUUGACAUUUACUGUCAUCACUACCAAGAUUAAUUAUUUAUUCAUUGUACAACUGAUGUGUUUGUGGACAUUGGUCAUCAUAAAAAAAAGGGCUUUAAUAUGGCUAGGUUUUCUUUGCUGCAAUUCAGUUUUGAAGUUCAACUUGACUAUAUUGUCUGUUAUAUAUACAAUCAGCAGCACAUUACAUUUUGGAAAAUGCUUCAGCCAGUUAGAUGUUUGCAAACUGUCCGUGUAACACCUGGAAACUAACUUUAAAAUCUAUUCAGAAUCUGGAAUAGAUCAUAAACGUUGACCAAGAAACUAAAUUAUUCAAAAAACGUUGUUGUAUUACAAAUGUGAUGCAUUAAAUAACAGUUUUCUCCCUUUUUUUUCUUGUGCUACACCCUCUUUUUCUUGUUUUAACUGUCUUCACACGAGCAUGGUGAAGACCAGAGUUUGGAGGGUUUAACAGAA
Molecule: messenger RNA, 4807 nt
Organism: Larimichthys crocea (large yellow croaker)
Lineage: Eukaryota; Metazoa; Chordata; Actinopteri; Sciaenidae
Gene: jph1a
Product: junctophilin 1a
Exons: 7
Coding region: 302-2380 (692 amino acids)
Cellular component (GO): sarcoplasmic reticulum; plasma membrane; endoplasmic reticulum membrane
Source: RefSeq, a predicted model, not a curated record